Molecule: messenger RNA, 2040 nt
Organism: Lactuca virosa
Lineage: Eukaryota; Viridiplantae; Streptophyta; Magnoliopsida; Asterales; Asteraceae
Source: the annotation of a GenBank genome assembly
AUGGGUGCGUCAUCUAAAGCGGAUCGAUUGAAGGAAGUGAAAGUUAAGCCACCGAAUAAAAGUGCUGCUGUCCGGUACGUUAGGACUGAAGUGGAUGUGAAAGAUCUAGUUCCCCCUGGGGUCAUUGAUCAGUCCUCAGCUACGAUUUAUAAAGCUCGUCGUAAGCCAAGUGCUUCUGGAGCUGUUGCUUCGGGGAUUGGAAAAGCUGAAUGGAAAAUGGAGGGGAAAGCUUUCAGAGUGAAGAACAGAGCUCGGAAAAUUGUGGAUGGGAUAUCACCGAUGGAUGCAAAGGAAUACUACACGGAAGAAGCUAAUGAGGAGGAAACGGAAGAUGACUCGGAGUCUGUAUCGGCCUGGGAGUCGGAUUCUAAUAUUUCAAUUCCUGGAAAUGAUAGCAAUAUGAAGGGGUUGAAGGAUGGGGGUUCUGAUGAGCUGAAGACUAUUGGAGUUCAAGUUGUCUCUAUUCCUUCAGGUAAUACUGCUAAUUUGUUGAAAAAUUGGGAUGGUUCUAAGGUGAAUGAUGAAUUAUUGAGCCCUAGUUCGGAAUUGAAGAGUGUUACUAGUGAAAUGAUUAGGGUGAAUCCUAACAUUGCUGUGAUUGAUGUCAAUAAACCUGUAUGCCCUGAUUUGGUUGAUGAUGAAGUUGAGAAGUCUAGAUCUAAUGGUGAUAAGAAGGUUAUCAGUAAUGAAGAAUUUAUUCCGGCAGUUGGCUUUCAAUUUCUUAAUGAGUUGAAGGUGGAAACACCUAAGAGGAAGGAUUUAGAUAGUAAGUUGAAUCAGGAAAUGGAUGUCGAUAUGUCAAAUUUGAAUAAGCAAGUUAAUGAGGAAGGAGAUGAUUCUGAAGAUGAUGGUUCUUCUGAAGAGGAUGGGGAAGAUGAAUCUAGUGAGGAUGAGUCUAGUGAAGAUGAGGAAAUUGUGAUGGAAGAGGAGGUUAAUACUAAGAUGAGUAAAGAGCCUAGUUUAAAGAUGAAGUCUGGUGUGUUAAAAGGUAAUAGACAUAAGGGUAUGAUUGAUGUCAAGUUUAUUCCAGGGGAAAAAGGCAAAGAAGAAGGACCUGUUAUUAUCCCGAUUGAGAAUUUAAAGAAAGCGAGUAUUCCAUAUACUAAUAAUUUAUAUGGGUAUAUGAUUGAUAAGAAGUUAGCGUUUCAUGUGAUUCAGCAAGAGGUUAGAAGGCUAUGGAAGAAUGUGGGUCUUGAAGAGAUAUUCAUGAACAGUAAAGGGUUUUUCUUUUUUAAAUUUAGUGAUGAGCAGGGGAUGUUAUCUAUAUUGGAGGGAAGCCUAUGGUUGAUGUUCAAUAAUAUGCCAUUAUUUCUUCAAAGGUGGAGACCAGGUCUGAAAUUAACCAAGAAUAGUCAUGAUAAAAUUCUGGUGUGGAUCAAAAUCUUUGAUUUACCUUUGGAAGUAUGGAGUGGAGAGAAUUUGUGUAUUAUAGCGAGUAAGUUGGGGGUGCCUCUGGCUUUUGAUUCUUUUACUGAGGAGAUGUGUUUGGAACACAAGGGUAGAAACGCUUAUGCUCGAAUUCUUGUUGAAAUGGCGGCUGAUAAGGAAUGGAUGAGGAAAAUUGAGGUUUCUACUUGGGAUUUUGUUACUAAUUCUGCUGUGGUUCAGAGUUUUGAUGUGGAGUAUGCUUGGAUGCCUUCUAGAUGUAAUCACUGUAAGGUUUAUGGGCAUACGGAUAAAGUUUGUUUGGCAGCUUUGAAUGAAGAGAAAGUAGUAAAGAAUGGGGAUAAUGGGAACAAUAAGAGAAAUAAAGAGAAGGAAAUGGUUAAUGAUGAUGGAUUUACGGAGGUUGUUUAUAAGAAGGUUGCAGGAAAUAAUGAUGGUGAAGGUACUAGUAAAUCUAAGGAGGGUCAUUCUCAAUUGUAUAAUCAAAGAUAUAGUGGGAAGAAUGGAAAUUUUAACAGGGGAAAUAAUUUCAGAGGCAAUUAUGGGAAUAGAGGUGGUAAUGGAAGGGGACAGAAUGGGAAUUGGAAUAAUAAAGGGGUGGGUCAUUGGAAUUUGGAAAAGAAUAGAAGAUAUGAGAAGUUUGUUAAUGGUUAG